Zophobas morio is the source of this 1408-nucleotide messenger RNA. Its product is annotated as retinoid-inducible serine carboxypeptidase-like. Gene Ontology annotation, molecular function: serine-type carboxypeptidase activity. The record is from RefSeq and is a predicted model, not a curated record. The coding region runs from base 33 to 1367 and encodes 444 amino acids. NCBI's taxonomy places the organism in Eukaryota, Metazoa, Arthropoda, Insecta, Coleoptera, Tenebrionidae. Gene Ontology annotation, biological process: proteolysis. The transcript is spliced from 7 exons.
UUCACUCAAUACAGUUGCAGCAACAAGCAAACAUGAAAUUAGUUCUCCUCACAAUAAAUCUAUUAAUAGUGGUUACUUGUCGAAAAGGCUUCGGCCCAACGGAACAGGAAUGGGGUUACGUCACAGUGCGUGAAGGUGCCCACCUGUUUUGGUGGUUACACCAAACAAGUGCCAACGUAGACAGUUAUACCGAACGACCUCUCGUAAUAUGGUUGCAAGGUGGUCCUGGCGCUUCGUCUACCGGAUAUGGUAAUUUUGCAGAACUGGGACCUUUGGAUGCUGACUUGAAUCCAAGAAACACUACAUGGAUUCAAUAUGUUAAUGUUCUGUAUGUGGAUAAUCCUGUUGGAUCUGGGUACAGUUAUACAGACUCUUUGGAUGCGCUUCCUAUCAAUAACACACAGAUUGCUGAAGAUUUUGUGGUUCUGCUUAGAGGUAUCUUUAAUAUUAUUCCAGAUCUGAAAAAUAUGCCAAUGUAUAUCUUUUGUGAAUCUUAUGGAGGAAAAAUGGCAGUCGAAAUUGCCUUAGCAGUUAACCAGGCCGUUAAAAAUGGGUCACUGGAAGCUAAUCUGAAAGGACUGGGAUUGGGAGACUCAUGGAUAUCACCUAUAGAUUCAGUGUUGACAUGGGCACCAUAUUUGUUAAAUUUGGGAAUUGUUGAUCAAAACGAAUAUGAACAAAUUCAGGUAUCAGCUGAAGCUACGAAAAAAGCUUUAGAUAGAGGAAAUUUUUCGGAGGCUACUUCGUUAUGGUCUUCGACUGAAGCUUUGGUAAAACUUGUAACAAAUAAUGUUGAUUUUUAUAAUGUUUUAAGUCAAACGCCUUCACAGCAAGGUAUAAGAAUAUUUGUUUUCAAGAACACGGAAAUACUAAUUCAAACUUUUACUGUUUUAGGCAAAUCACCUCAUUACUUAUUAACAGCGGAAGAAGAUGAAAAAAUUAAUACUUUAAUGAACGGAGUAGUAAAGGAAGCUUUACAUCUGAAUCAUUCCUGGGGUUUUCAGUCAGCAUUUGUGUUCAUUUACCUGCGUGAAGAUUUUAUGAAACCUGUUACAGAUAUAGUUGAAAUUUUGUUGAACACAACCAAUAUUAAGAUAGGCGUCUAUAAUGGACAACUGGAUUUGAUCGUUGAUACACCCGGUACAAUUAAAUGGGUUGACAAUUUGGAAUUCAAAGAUUCAAUUUUAUGGAAGACAUCUGAAAGGAGUGCUAUGAUCGUGGAUAAUAUAGUAGAAGGCUAUUAUAAAAAAUUAGGCAACUUAGCAGUCUAUUGGGUCAACAGGGCCGGACACAUGGUUUCUAUUGAUAAUCCAUCGGCCAUGUAUUAUAUUUUGAACGAUGUAACUGAGGGUUUUUCUAACAAAUAAAAGAAUUAAAAAGAGACUUAUGCAUAAAAAGUCAAGCCAAA